This is a messenger RNA of Mytilus trossulus (common blue mussel), 1643 nucleotides long. Its product is annotated as (Lyso)-N-acylphosphatidylethanolamine lipase-like. NCBI's taxonomy places the organism in Eukaryota, Metazoa, Mollusca, Bivalvia, Mytilida, Mytilidae. Bases 157 to 1293 code for a protein of 378 amino acids. The transcript is spliced from 6 exons. Gene Ontology annotation, molecular function: carboxylic ester hydrolase activity; lysophosphatidic acid acyltransferase activity. Gene Ontology annotation, biological process: phosphatidic acid biosynthetic process; lipid homeostasis. Gene Ontology annotation, cellular component: lipid droplet; mitochondrion. The record is from RefSeq and is a predicted model, not a curated record.
AAGGGCUUAUUGUUGUAAUUGACACCGGCGAGUCGAAAUCUACGCUCUAUAUUUUGAUCGUUCUACCUAAUAUUGAUGACUCAAUUUCAUUCACUUCUGAAUAUUUUUCAUGGAUUUAAUAAAACAAACUACCUAAUUUUAUAGUCAGUUUUCAGCAUGGAAACUCAAGUAACAGACCUACCAACUAACAAUGCAGAUCCGGCACACCAUUGUCAGCAGCCGGAACAAAGUUGUAGAAAGUUGCCGAAAUGGAGACCAACAUCCAAGGCAAAAUUAGCUGAAGUGGAAGAAAAGCUUCUAAAAGCGUAUUUGAAGAUUCCAUACACCACGAGAAUGGUCCAACUGUCAAACCCGAAACAUCAAUUAUGGACAAUAUCUAUUAACGAAAAUCAUAGAGGAACACCUUUAGUUCUAGUUCACGGCAUGGGAGGUGGUAUUGGACUGUGGGCCAAAAAUCUAACAGAACUAUCGAAAAAUAGACCCGUAUAUGCAUUUGAUCUCAUUGGUUUUGGUAAAAGUUCUAGACCAACAUUAAGUACAAAACAAGAAGUGGCAGAGGACCAAUUUGUAGACUCCAUUGAAGAAUGGAGAAAGCAAAUGAAACUGGACAAGUUUAUUUUACUUGGGCAUAGUUUAGGUGGAUAUCUUAGUACAGCAUAUGCUCUGAAAUAUCCAGAGCGAAUUCAGCAUUUAAUACCAGCAGAUCCCUGGGGAUAUCACGAAAAGCCACCAGAAACACAGAUGCCGACACGAUACAAAAUCUUACUGGGAAUCGGAAGUCUAUUUUACCCAAUGUCUUUUCUACGAGCAUCGGGACCAUUUGGUCCUGGAUUGGUGAAGAAAUUUAGAUCUGAUAUCCAGAACAAGUUUGCUGAUGCCCUCUCUGACGAUACCGUCAGUAAUUAUAUAUAUCACUGUAACGCAAGAACGCCAAGUGGCGAGAUUGCCUUCAAGAGUAUAAGUCUUGGACCAUACAUUUGGGCAAAAAAUCCUAUGAUAACCAGGGCUGUCAAUUUACCAAAGGAAUUACCAGUGUCUAUUUUAUACGGAUCUGAGUCUUGGAUGGAUAAAACAGCAGGGUAUCAAGUACAGACGGCAAGGGAUUCAAGUUAUGUUACUGUACAGAAAAUUCCAGAUGCAGGACAUCAUGUUUACGCUGACAGAUCUGAUAUAUUUAAUGUUGUUGUCUCGGAGAUCUGUAAAGCUGCAGACCAGAACAGCGUCGUGUCACAUGACAAACUGGAAGAUAUUAUAUUGAGCUUUGAAAGUACCAGUACAAAGAAAACCACAUGACCUAAUCACAUGACUAGCUUUAUAAUUCUAAAAUAUUUGCUUUAAAGGGAUCUGAAAUAUUAGCUUUAAAAAGAUCUGAAAUGUAAGUGAAAUCCGUCUCGUUUAUAAGGUCAUACUUGAAGAUUCUGCAUAGAGUUUCUAAGUUGGCAUUAAGGGAAACUUUAUUGGUAGUGAAUACGGGCCAAUAGCAGACAGCUAUUUUGUCUUUCUUUAAGAAUUCUAUUUUUGUACCACUAUUUUUGCUGUGAUAAUAUAUAUUUAUUGCUAUGUUAUUUAAUGUUAUACAUCGUUUCUGUUCUGUGUUAAAUGUUUAUCUUUCUAUUUAAAUACAUUAAUAAAGGUUAAAACAA